GACUACUGAAGGACAUCCAGAACAUCAGCUUUCAUUUGAAAAUUCUACAGAAGCUAUGUUUUUAUCACAAAUGGAUUAUCCUAAAGAAGUUGCAGUACAAGUUCCUUCACUGUCGGAAGUGAGUAGGAGACAUGAAAAUGAUGUGUUCAUUUCUCAGUAUGCUGCUGGCCAGAAAGAGGCUUUGCGAGUGGCAUUAAAACAAAAAACCCAAAAUAAUCCUGGACUUAAGGAGGUGAAGGUACAGCUCUUAGGAAAAUCCCCCACAGAAAAACAGGAAAGUGUUGGUCAAAACACUGGCUCAGCGAACAGGGAAGUUGAUUCCACUACAACCAUUGCAGCAGCAACUGCAGCUGCCAUUGCUACUACGGCUCCACUUUUUAAAGUUCAAAAUGAUUUGGAAGCCAAAGUUAGCACAGUUUCAGCAUUAAUUGAUAAACUACAGGAGACAGAUAAACAGCUACAACGUGUGGCUGAACAGCAAACAAAUAUGAAAACUCAAAAUGAGAAGCUGCACUGUCAUGAGCGAGUCAGCGAGCUUGAAAAACAAAUGAAUUCUUUCCUUGCACAGAGGAUCGAGCAUUUGGAAAAGUUACAGCAGCAACAAAUGAAUAUUCAGUCUCAUCUCAUUAGCUCUGCAGUCAGCAGGAGUGGCUUACAGCAGCUUCACGUGCCUUCUUCCAGUCUCAUAACAAAACAAUUUGAGAAGCCAGAACAGCAUUUGCUUCAUCAGCCCGUACCUUCGUGUCAGAUGGAUUCAUUUCCUGCUGGUGGUCCACCUGCCCAAGCAUAUUCAAGUGAAUUUCAAAACUAUGGGCUUCAUACACAGAAGUCUCCCCUAAAGACACCAGUUCCUCGGAGGUGUGCCCCAGAACCUGUAUCAAAAAAUGUGAAAAUUUCCAAGAGAGAAAACCCUAUAAUGGAAAAGGAAAAUAUUCCCAAACCCACAUAUGACGGUGGCGGAAAACUUCUUGAGCAUAUUUUGAAUUCUCAAGAAACUCCACUGAGGCAAAUUGAGUCUUCUGAGAAUGCAACAUCAAACAACAAUAAAAUGAAUUGGCAUUCCAAGACAGACAGACCUACUGCUUUGCAUACAGACUCAUUCCCUGCUUUUGAAAACUCCUUCCRAAAUUCCAAUUCUAUUGAGAAAACAGUGAAAAAAGCAGAUGACCUACUUCAAGAUCUUGGCCAACUGAGAAGAGAAAUGCACAACAUGCUGCAGGAAGCAAAUUCAUGGAAGUUGGACAUGGACAAUCUUAUUAAGUCCAAAAAACCUACUGUUGCACCUGAUCUUUCCGAACAUCAACUCCUUAAACCAUCCAUCCUUCAUAAAGUUAAAGCACCAAAGUCUAUGCUGCAAGAUGCUGAGAGGAUUUUGAGAGGAGUUCAGAACAACAAAAAAGUCCUUGAGGAGAACUUGGAAGCCAUUAUUCGUGCAAAAGACGGGGAUGCCAUGUAUACUCUUAUUAAUGCCUUGACUACAAACAGUGAUAUGUUAGAGGAGGUUCGUAUCAGAAAGACUGUGGAUGAGUGGAUUAAGGCAAUCAGCCUAGAAAUCCAGACCGAAUUGGCAAGAAAUGAUUCUGAACAAGUGAAAUGUGAUCAAAAGGCUCCACGGAUCAAGAGAACCCAGCACACCAAGGCUAUGAAGGACAAUAAAGAAAUUAAAGCAAAAACUCAAAAAAUCCAAGGUUUCUCAACACAGAAGUCUUCAUCUGCAACUAGGCCACUGAAAGCAGAAGAUAACAUAAGAAAACAGACAUUAAGAACUUAUUCUGAACACUUGCAAAAGAAAGAAAAAAAGGCAGAGGGCCUUAUGAAUGGAAGUGCAGUGGAACAAGAUGAGGAGUAUUUGUGCCAAGUUUAUGGGAAACCAGUUUACCAGGGCCAUCGUAGUACGCUUAAAAAAGCACCGUAUCUGAGAUUCAACUCUCCUUCUCCCAAGUCUAAACCUCCAAGACCUAAAGUGAUAGAACGUGUUAGAGGUACAAAGGUAAAGUCAGCAAGAACACAAACAUGUUCUCACACAGAGAAGGUGAUAACCAGCCCUAAGAAGCAGCAUCCUUUACCUGCACCUGCCCAAGAGAAGCAGUAUCUCUUCAGUCCAAGUAAAGACCUGCCUGCUGACUGCGGACCACUGGAGGGACACCUGAUUCCUAUGGCUAUUCCCCUAGGUCAAACGCAGAUAAGCGAUGUUUCACUGCAGCCUGCUGGAGUAGUUAUAGGCAAACCACACCCUGUCACAGUAACAACCUCUCUGCCUCCAGCGCCCCCAAAACCAUCAAUUUCGACAAAAAAAGCAAACAUAGCUGUAAUAAAGAUGAGAUCAGAGAAAAAGGACCCACCACAACUCUCUGUACAAGUGUUACCAAAUGUUGAUAUUGACAGUAUUUCAAGUGGCAGUUUGAGUGUAAACCAUGAACUUUCAGGCUCAGAAACAGCAUUUCCUCCUGUCCAUGCAGUAAUACAGACUCCAGAAGAUAYACAAAAUGAGCAAGAAGACAUAAAGUAUCCAGGAACUAAUUUCAUUGAUGUUACUGAUAUCAUGCAGGAUCAGGAAGAAGAGAGUGAUGAAAUUCCAGAAUUCUGUGAGCCUCUCCUGGAGCUUAAUGGACAAUUUAGAGUUGCCUCUCCAAAAUACAAUGGUCCUUUAUAUCCUCCAGUGGCUUCUGCUCCUCAGCAGUCUUCUGAUGUUUUGGAUGAACUCAUUGAGAGGAGAGAAACUGUAGAAAACAGGUUGAUACAUUGGGUGGAACAAGAGAUAAUGGCAAAAAUUAUCAGUGGGAUGUAUCCGGUUCAGAAAGAAGUAGUGCCCAGCAUAAGCACAUCAGAAAGUGAAGACAAUGAGACUGUAACCUCUGAUAUUGUUGAAGUUGCAGGUGGAGGAGGAUUGCAGCUCUUUGUGGAUGCUGGUGUGCCAGUGAACUCGGAAGUGAUUAGCCAGCUCGUGAAUGAAGCUCUCAGUGAGACAAUUGCCACCGUGCUGGGUAACAGGCAGGCAGCUCCUGCUGCAACUGCUGCCCCGAGUACUGCAGUUGUGCUGGAACCUCUUCUGCCUACUCCAUUGCCAACACCCCAGGCUACACCACCUCCAACACCACCCUCAGAAAAAGAGCUGCCUCCGGUCAAAACUCCAGAGUCUUCUCCAUCUGCUACCGAAAUGAGCAGUGAUGUUCAGGAAGGAGAGAAAAUGAAAGAAACAGGCACAGGACUUGAGAAUCCAGAUGCCACUAGCCAUGUUGGCACACCCGUGGUCACCCCUGCCAGUACCCCCCCSAGAAUAACUACACCAAGUCCUCCAGCCUCAGAAGGAAUCUCUGCAAAAAUGGACAGUCCAAAGCUUCCAAACCCAUGGGAUGAUGCAGAGCUCCCUCUGGAAGAAGAGAAACCCAGUCCCUUACAUGAAGAACCAUUCCAUCCCAGAGCUGUUGUAAUGUCAGUGGCUAACGAUGAGGAACCAGAGGCCUUGAUUCUACCAUCUCGGCAGUCAUCAGCGAAGCCCCCUGAAUCACUCCCUUGUGAACCACAGGCUCCAUCCCCAGUGUCUACAGUUAGUUCUGGGCAGUCCACGGAGGAAAGCAGCCUUGGCCUCACCGAAACAGAAACUGCAGAUAGGCCCAUCUCAGAGGGGGAAGUUCUCUUCAGCUAUGGACAGAUGGUGGCUGCAAGAGCCUUAGCAGCAGGAGGACUGUCUCUUCCAGCUCUUACUGAGAGCUUAACCAGUACAUUAGGAGAUGCCAAUGAAAUGGAUUUUGAUCCUCCCAGUGAAGGGCAAGUAGUGAAAAGACCCCAUAAGGGCUAUCACAGGGAUCCUGUUCUGACUCUCUUUGCCAAACUAAAUCAGGCCCCUGUUGCUGCACAAGAAGGAAUGUGCCAUUUGGAGGAUUCUGAUGAUAGCAUUGGGGAGAUCAGCGAAGGUCAAAGACCUCCAUUGACAAGAGCAGAAGAAAAUAUCCUAAUGGGACGUUCAGUUUAUUCCGAACGUCCACCUCCUUGGACUUCUGAGAGUGGAAACCAGGGUUUCCGUGCUCCCUCACCAGGACAGUUUGCCCAAAGUGCAGCAGAAAUCCUUGGAGAUGCAGAUUCGAGUCAUGGUCCAAUGCUUAUGGCUGAACUGGAAUCACAGCCAGGCUCAAGUGCUGCUGUGCAGGCACCCCAAGUAAGCUGCAGAGUGACAUCUCUCUCCAAAGAGCUCUCACAGGAAGGAGCUGCAGAAGUUGAACCUGUGAGACCCCGAGUUAUUCAUGUGAGAGCUAAGUGUGAAGAGAUACAACAAGAAGAUAUCCAUGGAGAUACAGAUCAGCUGCACGUUGGCACAAAUAUGCAUCUCACAUCUCUUACAGACGUGGUUACAGACUAAGCUUAUGGGAGUUCUUUUGGAAAAACAAAGCACA
Molecule: messenger RNA, 4391 nt
Organism: Nothoprocta perdicaria
Lineage: Eukaryota; Metazoa; Chordata; Aves; Tinamiformes; Tinamidae
Product: KIAA0586 ortholog
Exons: 31
Coding region: 56-4357 (1433 amino acids)
Biological process (GO): smoothened signaling pathway
Cellular component (GO): centriole; ciliary basal body
Source: RefSeq, a predicted model, not a curated record